AUGGACUUUGAAAGUAUCGAAGAGCAGGAUGGAAUUAGAUUUUCGUGGAAUGUAUUCCCUGCUUCUCGUUUAGACGCAACGAGAACCGUUGUUCCAGUUUCUUGUCUGUACACUCCAUUGAAGGAACGGGAAGACUUACCCCCGAUUUAUUAUGAACCCGUUACUUGCAAAGCGCCUUGUAAGGCUAUAUUAAAUCCUUACUG
Molecule: messenger RNA, 203 nt
Organism: Paraglomus occultum
Lineage: Eukaryota; Fungi; Glomeromycota; Glomeromycetes; Paraglomerales; Paraglomeraceae
Source: the annotation of a GenBank genome assembly